Messenger RNA from Aureobasidium vineae, 771 nucleotides. Lineage: Eukaryota; Fungi; Ascomycota; Dothideomycetes; Dothideales; Saccotheciaceae. The record is from the annotation of a GenBank genome assembly.
AUGGUGUUCGGCGUAAUCAUGGGCCUGGGGAUCUCCCUGCCAGUUGCUGCCGCCACAGGCGUCGGCGUUGUGACUGGUGUAGCCCAAGGCGUGUCACAUCAACAAAAGGAGAACGAAAAGGCUGCCAAUGCAAAUCCGGAAUCACGGACAACGAAGUUUUACAUCGACGUGGUUAUAGAGGACGAAGGGUCACGGUCGCGAGGGCGAGGAGAGAUACUGCACGACAGCAUAGUCGUCGUCCGCGACAACAAACUCUGGAUCGAGGCCAAGAACCGAGCUACAGGAUUACCGAGGCGUGAAGAUUCUCAUCCUUUCACCGGCUUUUAUCUCAUGUAUCCAGACGAGGAUCGCUCACCUGCGGAGAGAGGCCUUGUGACGACCAUCCAGAAAGAUCCACCUAUGCUGAAUUGGAUCUAUGUGGACAACAAUACUUUCGAGCUCAAAUAUGCAAAUCGCACAGGCAGUAUAACACACAAGGUCGGACCUUGGGACUGGACAGACGAGUUUGAGGAUUCGAGCAUGACUCUUGAUGAGUUCGAGGGUUUCUUGGCUGUGGAGGAGGACAUGUACAGGAACGAGCAAGGCCAUCCCAGAUGGGCAUUGUAUUACGACUGGAACGAUGAUGGUCUCAAAGGACGCAAAAAGGGCAGGAGAACCAUGGAAGUCAGCUUGAAGAGAAGAUUGGUGGAAAACCAAGAAAAGAACCAAUGGGGCGUGGGCAGAGAAGGCAACAUCGGAGUGACCGGGUUCAAGGCCACGAGGGAGGUGUAA